GUGCCGGCCACAAUCACAGCUCUCAGCAGAGGGGGAGCCAGAUCCGGGCGUGCCUGGGCAAUCUGAGCUGAGUCUGUCUCCUUUCCAUCCCUGCAGCACUUUCAGAGCCUUAAGUUUUGCAGUGAGAGAGAAGGGGGGCGGAAAUCUCUGCAAAAAUGGCUGGGGCAAUUAUAGAAAACAUGAGCACUAAAAAGCUGUGCAUUGUUGGAGGGAUCUUACUGAUUUUCCAAGUCAUCGCCUUUCUAGUGGGAGGUCUGAUUGCUCCAAGUCCCACUACGGCUAUGCACUACAUGUCCAUAAAAUGUGUAGAUGUACGGAAAAACCACCACAAAACCAAGUGGCUAAUGCCUUGGGGACCCAACCAGUGUGAGAGGAUCCGAGAUCUUGACGAGGCGAUGAGCAGACAAAUAGAAGCCAAUGACAUUGUGUUUGCUGUUCACAUCCCCCUCCCUGCCAAAGAGAUGAGUCCCUGGUUCCAGUUCAUACUUGUUAUCCUGCAGCUGGACAUUGCGUUCAAGAAAAAUAAUGAGAUAAAAGACAAUGCAGAAGUUACGCUUGAUGUGUCCUUGGCCUAUCGUGAUGACAUGUUCAGUGAAUGGAAAGAAAUGGCACAUGCGAUAGAGACCCGAAAGCUAAAAUGUUCUUUUGCCUCUCCAAAAACCAUAGAGCAUGAAGGCCGACACUAUGACUGUGAUGCACUCCAUUUCAUGGAAAUUGGAACGGUGGCUCACAAAUUCUACCUCCUCAAUAUUCGACUCCCUGUGAAUGAAAGGAAACUAAUUAAUGUGGGAAUUGGGGAAAUAAAGGAUGUUCGCCUGGUGAGUAUCCAUCAAAAUGGAGGUUUUACAAAGGUGUGGUUUGCAAUGAAAACCUUCCUCACGCCCAGCAUCUUCAUCAUCAUGGUUUGGUAUUGGAGACGGAUCACGAUGAUGACACGCGCUCCUGUCCUGCUGGAAAAGGUAAUCUUUGCUCUUGGGAUCUCCAUGACGUUCAUAAAUAUCCCAGUGGAGUGGUUUUCCAUUGGAUUUGACUGGACUUGGAUGUUGCUCUUUGGAGAUAUUCGACAAGGAAUCUUCUAUGCCAUGCUUCUGUCAUUUUGGAUAAUCUUUUGUGGCGAGCAUAUGAUGGAUCAAAAUGAACGAAAUCAUCUUUCUGGGUACUGGAAACAGGUUGGGCCUAUAGCUGUUGGUGCCUUCUGCCUUUUCAUCUUUGACAUGUGCGAGAGAGGGGUACAACUGAAAAAUCCGUUCUACAGUAUCUGGACCACAGAUGUUGGCACGGAGCUGGCUAUGGCAUUUAUUAUAGUGGCAGGAAUCUGCCUUUGCCUCUACUUCCUGUUUUUGUGUUUCAUGGUGUUUCAAGUGUUCAGAAACAUUAGUGGGAAACAAUCCAGCCUCCCAGCAAUGAGCAAGGCUCGCAGGCUUCAUUAUGAGGGGCUAAUUUUUAGGUUCAAGUUCUUGAUGCUCAUCACUCUGGCCUGUGCAGCGAUGACUAUCAUCUUCUUUAUUGUCAGUCAGGUGACUGAAGGCCAUUGGAAAUGGGGGGACUUCACAGUACAGGGGAACAGUGCCUUCUUCACAGGCAUCUAUGGGAUGUGGAACCUCUACGUCUUCGCUCUUAUGUUCCUAUAUGCUCCAUCACACAAGAAUUAUGGUGAAGAUCAAUCAAAUGGUGACCUGGGAGUAAGUACUGGGGAGGAGCUUCAGCUCACCACCACCAUCACCCAUGUGGACGGGCCAACCGAGGUUUACAAGCUGGCUCGCAAGGAGGCUCAGGAGUAACUCCUGGAACACCUCACUUGGGACAAACACAAUGAAGUACAAUACACAGAUUGAGACCACGUCCUCCUUGAGGAGACAUCCGAAGUAACUCACUCUACAAAUGCCCAGUAUUUAUAGUGUGUUCACUGAGCGGUGGCACUAAAAUAGAACCUUUGUAAACUCUCUUUAAUAUGGUGUAGCUAUCUCUGGGGGAGGGCAGGAUAUGUAUUUUAUAUUUUACAGACACGCUAAACGAACACUAAGGGUGCAAAGUGAAACGUUCAAGAGUUAAAAGCCAGGAUUAAUGUUGCCUGCAGAACCUUUAAUUUGGCUCCUUGUGUGUAUGCAGGAUGAUAGUCUUUAAUUACUGGGGGGUUUUACACAGGACCUCUGCCUCAUUCAGUGCACAAAAUGGACAGUGGAGGUAUCACUUAAGAGGAGGUAUUUCGUAUUUUGUCAUCUUUUGUGUGUAAUUUCCUCAUAAACACACAGAAAAUGCAAAAUUAUAUUCUGUAUCUAACCAUAUUGAUACCUCCUUCAGUGUGCCCCCUCCCCGGCAGGGUUCAAACCUUUAGACCUGUAGCACAGACCUCUGCCACUUAAGCUAACAGUGACUGGCAGCAGUAGUAGGCUGUUACCUGGUGUGUGGACUAGGCACUAAAGGAGGAAGAGAUGCACACUUUACUAGUGGGUUUCACAGCUAUUUGCGGAUAGAGGAAUGUAGGAACUCUGAAUUCCUGGAUUCUUUUCCAAGUCCUGGAGGGGAAUAUACUCUAGUGGUUAUAACCUUUCUGCCCUUGUGCCCCCCAACUUUCCCGUAUCCUCCUAUCUGCCCCACUCCCAUUGGGCUCCUGAAACACCUUCCCUUCCCUCCCCAUCCCUCCUUCCUCCAUUUCUCAUUACUCUGCAUUCCAGUGAUGGCUCCUUCUCAUCCAUGAUGCCUGGGUGUCAGGAGAGGGAGCAUUGAGGACACAGGAGAGACUGUCUCCCUCUGUUCCUGUGCUCAGUGCCACAGGAUCCUGCAGUAGCUGGGAGGAGCAAUUGCAGGGCAACUCCUGCUCAAAGACUGCAGCACUAGCAUGGAGCACACUCAGAGAUGGAAUGUCUGGAGAACUUAGCUGCCAAAUCUGCACUGAGCAUGUGAGAACCAAUAUUUUUCAGUGUCUCGUAACUUGGCCAAACUUCAUGACCAGUUCUUAGACUCUUUGGGGACUCAACAGUUGAGCAGGACUUUCCCAGCAAUUGCUGCUUUUGGCUGCUGCGGGAUGCUGUAGUGCUGCACACGGUAUUAAGUCCUGUGCUCUCCCUGCUAAUGCCCAGGCAGUGUGGAGGAGGAAACAGCCUGAUCUCAAAUGCAGAGAGGAUGAUCCAGACCUGGAGGGAGAGGGAGUGGACUAGGAUACAUGUGGAUUGGAGGUGUGGGGGAGAGGGACUGACUGGCUGGGCAGGGAGAUUAGGAGAAGGCGCUAGAGCUGUGGUGAGGGAGAGAGGAAAACUAAGACAGGCAUAGGUUAGAGGGGACUGGGGCGGAAGGGGAGAGGCUGAGAGAGAUGGGCACAAGGGUCUGUGCCCACUAGAGUGCAUGGAAUGGAUUCCUGAGUGUCUUAUUCCUGCUGUCAGCAAAUAUCUUUUAAAACUCCUGGUAAAGUUUGUCAUUCCCCCUCUAGAGCUUGGUCCAUGCAGAGGAUGAGUCUACUGCUAUCAGUUGCUCAAGUAAUAGAGGUUUGUGCUAUGAAUCUAAAGGUUCCAAAUCGGCUCAUGCAUAAGGCUAUGUUUUUGUCACUGGGGUCACAAAGUCAUAGAAUCCAUGACUUUCGGAGACCUCUGUGACAUUCUCCGCUUCAGCCCCAUGGGCUGCAGGACUCUGGAGCUGACAGCCAGUGGGGCCCUGGCAGGGUUCCAGUGACAGGGGCCCCCUGGAUGGUUCCAGCAACAGGUAAUAGACUCCUGAGCGGGCCCUCCUUAAGGUUCCAGCAACAGGCGACCGCCUUGCAUGGUGAGAGGGGGAUGCCUCAGGCGAGUGGCUGGGGUUUCCCGUUUUCUCUCUGGGAAAUAUGGUCAUCCUGCAGCUCCCAGCUGCCAUGGGCAGAGGGGGGGGCACAAUCAUUUUUCAGUUGGCUUUUUUUAAAGCCUGGGAAAUCACACACCAUAAACUACAGUAGUGCUAAGGUUGCAAAGUCAAACACUCAGAAGUUAGGAAAUGCCAGUAUUAAGCUUGCCUGUGUAACCUUAAUAUGACCCUCUUCUGCAUACACAUUAUGAUGUAGUUUUUAAUUAAUGAUCUCGCACUAUUUCCUGCUCCCCAUAGGCCCCCUCUGCCUUAUCCAGUGCAGAAGAUGGACCAGCUGUGGGGAUAAAUCAGGGAUGUGUAGUGAAGGAUGCUACUGGCUGUAGCAUCCCCAUCACUAAAUGUGGGUGUUUCAUUUUCUGGCUGCUCACCUUGAGAUACCGAGGACCAAAUUUGCAGAACUGCUAAGUGCUCCAACUGAAGUCAAGUGGUGCUACGCUUGGAGCAUAGAUUAAGUGCUGUGAAAAUGCUAAAUCUUUUAAAAACAAGGCUCUGGGCUUCUCAAAUUUGGUACCAAAAAUUAAUGGACACUUUGACAAUUUUGGCCAUAAUUUCUGUGCCUCAGUUCCCCAUCUGUAAAUGGGUAAAUGCUGUGUGUGUGUGUGUGUGUGUGUGUGUGUGUGUGUGUGUGUGAAGAUCCAUGUAUUAGUGUUUGAAGCACUCGGAGAGCACUAGGAGGAAAUUAUUAAUUUUGUAUCCAGUGCAGAGUUUGGAUGGGUUUUGUCAAAUAAAGCCUGGAUCCACAUUGAGGAGAAUAAAAGAAGAUCUUGAAUAAAUAUAUGCUCACACAAUGAGGCCGGGGUCCUCUGGAGAAAAAUAUAGAUAAGCAUAUAAUUAAAGACUGUAACAUAAAACAUAUAUUCCCAAGGGGGCAGAGUUGAGUUGCUCUUCCAACCUCCAUGCUAGCAUUUCACAACUUUUGAGAGCUUGACUCUGCAACCUUAAUGUUACUUUAACUUUAGUUUUUAUGUAAUAUCUAUAUACCUAGAAUAAAUUCAUCCUGAUUUCUUUUAUAGCGUAGUGUAACGUUGCAUGUUGUAAAGAUUGAUUUACGAAAGAGUCAUUGCAGCUUUAAAACCAAAUCUUGUGUGUCCAACACUAACAUCUGUUACGGUGUAGAUAUCUUUUUUUAUAUUUGCUAAACUAAGUGCCACUUGCGUACCAGAAACAGCCCCUGGGUCUUAUUAAAUUGUUUGUUGUAUGUUCACUUUUUACAAAAUGCUUUCAGCAACCUGGAAAAAAUGUAGUUUUGUUAAUUUAAAUAAAAUAUACAAUAUUGUG
This is a messenger RNA of Malaclemys terrapin pileata, 5109 nucleotides long. It is a transcript of the gene WLS, whose product is annotated as Wnt ligand secretion mediator. Gene Ontology annotation, biological process: Wnt signaling pathway; intracellular protein transport; Wnt protein secretion. Gene Ontology annotation, cellular component: organelle membrane; endomembrane system. The record is from RefSeq and is a predicted model, not a curated record. NCBI's taxonomy places the organism in Eukaryota, Metazoa, Chordata, Testudines, Emydidae. The coding region runs from base 156 to 1781 and encodes 541 amino acids. The transcript has 12 exons. Gene Ontology annotation, molecular function: Wnt-protein binding.